UAGUACGAUUCUCUUUCAUCAUCAUCGUCAUCCCUUCUCUUCUUUCUCCGCAUACUGCAGGAAGACCUCCGCGAAGAUUAUGAAGAAACCGACGGAACUGCUCUCCGAUUAGCAAUCCCUCGGCCGCCGAAUUGUUUAUCGUCUGUCAUUUCGAUCGCAUUUGCCACAGAUCUGUACAAAAAUCCCCCUGUGUCGCCCUCUGAUUCUCAAUCCUGCUCUCCGUUGAUUGACCGGUAGCGUGGUUUCUCUUCCAUAGCUGUAAAUCUUAGGGUUUAGUGUUCGAAUCUCUCACUGGUAGCGGGAAUCGGUUUUUGUAUCUACGGUUCCGCUCCAUUUGACGACCCUUGCCGCCAUUGAAGCCCUAGCUUCGAGACUGAUCAGUUCUUUGUCCUUUUUUCAUUUUUUCGGUUUUAGUUUGGGUUCUGAGGAGAUUUUUGUUGAAAGCGAAGUUUAGGUUACUGGUAGAUUCUGCCUGGUAGGUUCUUGGUUUUGAGUUUUUCUCUCAAUGAACAAUAGAGCUAGGUACCCGCCGGGAAUCGGCGCCGGUAGAGGCGGCGCUGGCAUGAACGCUGGCCCCGCAUUUCAGUCUAGGACACCGCAGAUGCAGUAUGUGCAGAGAAACCAGUUAGGGCAGCAGCAGUAUCAGCAGAAUUAUCCGCAGCAGCCACAGCCGCAGCACCCGCAACACCAGCACCAUCACUGGCCCCGCAGGCCUCAGAUAGGCGGUGCAGAAGCCAGUGUAGAUGAAGUAGAGAAGACCGUCCAGUCAGAGGCUGUUGAUACGAGUUCACAAGAUUGGAAAGAAAGGUUGAAGAUUCCUCCACCUGACACACGAUAUAGGACAGAGGAUGUAACAGCAACAAAAGGAAAUGAAUUUGAGGACUAUUUCCUAAAACGAGAGCUCCUUAUGGGAAUAUAUGAGAAGGGUUUUGAGAGACCAUCUCCUAUCCAGGAAGAAAGUAUUCCAAUUGCCUUAACUGGCAGUGACAUUCUUGCUAGAGCUAAAAAUGGAACUGGGAAAACUGCUGCUUUCUGCAUUCCUGCCUUGGAAAAAAUUGAUCAAGAUAACAAUGUUAUUCAAGUUGUUAUACUUGUUCCAACACGAGAAUUGGCCUUACAAACAUCGCAAGUCUGUAAGGAGCUGGGUAAACACUUGAAAAUACAAGUGAUGGUUACCACUGGGGGAACCAGUUUAAAGGAUGACAUCAUGCGGUUGUAUCAACCUGUCCAUUUACUUGUUGGAACACCAGGAAGAAUAUUAGACCUUGCAAAGAAAGGCAUUUGCAUUUUGAAAGAUUGUUCAAUGCUAGUGAUGGAUGAGGCUGACAAGCUCUUAUCCCCGGAGUUUCAACCAUCUGUGGAGCAGCUCAUUCGAUUCAUGCCAGCCAAUCGUCAGAUUUUGAUGUUUUCUGCUACAUUUCCCGUCACUGUGAAGGAUUUUAAAGAGAGAUACCUGCAGAAACCCUAUAUCAUCAACCUUAUGGAUGAACUUACGUUGAAGGGUAUCACUCAAUUCUAUGCUUUUGUUGAAGAAAGGCAGAAAGUCCAUUGCCUAAACACGCUAUUCUCUAAGCUUCAAAUCAACCAAUCAAUUAUCUUUUGCAACUCAGUUAAUCGAGUAGAGCUGUUAGCAAAGAAGAUUACGGAACUCGGGUAUUCUUGUUUCUACAUACAUGCAAAGAUGCUGCAAGACCAUCGGAAUAGAGUUUUUCAUGAUUUCCGAAAUGGCGCCUGCAGGAAUCUUGUUUGCACUGAUCUGUUCACUAGGGGUAUUGACAUUCAAGCAGUCAACGUGGUGAUCAACUUUGACUUCCCGAAGAACUCCGAAACAUAUUUGCAUAGGGUGGGUCGUUCUGGAAGGUUUGGCCACCUUGGUUUAGCUGUAAAUCUGAUCACAUAUGAGGACCGCUUUAACUUGUAUAGGAUCGAGCAAGAACUUGGGACUGAAAUAAAGCAGAUUCCUCCACACAUUGAUCAGGCAAUUUACUGCCGGUAGCAUGUGAGUUAAUGUCGAUAUAAAGUGCUUAACGAUGAUGAGCAUUAGUGGGUUGAUGGAGCCGGUGGAGUAUAAUCUUGGUCUGCUUUUCUCGGUUUCUGGCCUGAGAUGAUACCUUGGAUGCAGGUGUGGUGGAUAUCCUCUCUGAUGGUGUUUGGUCGGAAAUGGUUUUAUUCUUGGUGGGGAGAUUUUGAUGCUCUGAUACAUUAAAACAGGAGCCUGAAUUCAUGAGUAUGGUGUCUGUCUAUGAACCCUGGGAAGAAGCUGGGUCCAAUCCAGUUUGCCUGUGGUUCUUUUUUUUUUUUCGUUCUGUUUUGUUUUCGGUCUUUUGUUUUGCUGACUCGUACCCUUUACUGCAUGCUGUCGGUGUUUCGAUCAAUAACUAGAACCCGAGCAGGUUCUGGGCUGUCCUCCUAGUUUUUCUCAUGUCAGAUUGUUAGUCCUGUCUCUUGUCCAUGACAUUAUAGCUCCGAUGUUGUGUGGUUCAACUGUCUCUUAAUCUACUCUUGCUUACAAGUUCGUGACUA
This is a messenger RNA of Punica granatum (pomegranate), 2523 nucleotides long. Lineage: Eukaryota; Viridiplantae; Streptophyta; Magnoliopsida; Myrtales; Lythraceae. The record is from RefSeq and is a predicted model, not a curated record.